CUUGCAGGUAGCACGACUAGCCGUGUGGCAGCUGAAUUUGAAAUUCAAGUCCAAGUCUUGAGCAUUGCGUUGAGGAAAGUGGUUAUUUGGAUACGAAAUCAAAUAUAGUCCAAAGCAAGCUUGGUUUCAAUUGUUUUUUUUUCAUCAUGGCUACCGAUCUGCCUGACCUAACGCUUUCUUAGGGCCUCGUGAAGUGUGUUUACUUUCUGAUGAGUGUGCCACAACCUUGCGUCUCGCCUUGACCGAUUGUGUCAUCACAACGAAUCAAAGGAAAUGUUUACAGUAAGUUCAGGUCAUUUACGUGGUUUAGGGACACUUAACUGCGAUCUUAAAAAUUAUAUCUCUGCCAUGCAUAGGAGUGCAUGCCUUGCGAAAGUUCGCCCUAUAGUAUUGACGUUGUGAAGCAGAACGUAACAGAGAUUGUUUUCAGGCUAUCUUACCGAAAUCUGCUUUACGUCAAACAGUAGCUGAAUUUCAUCUUUGAUACAGGCAAGCAAGCGGCCGACGUACUCUUAACACUGAAAACCGCUUAGCACCAUGUCUAUCAACGUUGCCAUGAAUUUCAUCAGUCGCUUAGCUUGGGGUGGAGUCUUAAUUAUAUUUUUAAAAUUUCAUAUUGUAUAUUAAAUUUAUUUUUUAUUUUUAUUGUUUUUACAUAUUUUUAAAAAAUUGUUGUCUGUAUUGUUAAUAGCGUUUUGUCUUAACAAGGGAAGUAAUUACUUUUAAACCGGAUAAGUUUCCUUAGUAGCCGCCCCUUCCACAAACCAAUUGUCAGGUUAAAAUAAAGUGUGAAUAUGUCAAACUUGCUGCUGGAGAUGAACCUAUUAAAAUCCCAGCCAGCCUUUUUGACUUCUAAGGCUAGACACAGAAUUUUUCUUAGUUUUCAGCUAUACAAUUCUUUAAACGUCUGACAUGUUCCCAUUUGUUAGAAAAUUUUAUAAAGUUGUAAAAAAAAACUACAAUUCUAUACAAUGCCAUGUUUGUAAUGGUGAAACAUUGUUGCUAUAUGUUGCAAUAUGUUGCUAUAUCUUGCUAUUUUUUGCUACAUUGUCUCAUUUAGAUGAUACCACUAGGUGCCUAUUAUCAAGACGAUAUCUCUAGGUGCCUAUUAUCAAGACGAUACCACUAUGUUGCCAAUUAUCAAGACGACACCACAAGUUUCCUCUUAUCAAAAUGACACCUAUAGAUGGCUGUAAUCAAGACUACAUAUGUAUGCACUUUUUAUCAAGAAGACUCUUCUAGAUGCCUCUGUUCAAAAAGACACCCCUAGAAUUCUUCUUAUCAUUGUGGACAAAAAAAUCCUAAAUAUAUCGAAAUGAAGAUGGGUUCAAUUGCUGUACUUUAUUAUAUGUCUGGACUUAUACUUAUGACAACACAAGCAGGUAACCAUUUUACUUAAAAUGAUAGUAUAACAUUUUAAUGGAAACAAUUUUUUUCCUUACAUUACGCUUUCUCAGGGUUCGAGAUGUAUAUAUAUAUACUUUCUGAUGAGUGUGUUACAGCAGCGAGUAUACUUUGGGUUUGCUACAGCACUGAAACCGUCUUGGGCGUGCUACAGCACUGAGUCCAUCUUGACUGUGCUACAGCACUGAGUCCACCUUGGGUGUGCUACAGCACUGAGUCCACCUUGGGUAUGCUACAGCACUGAGUCCACCUUGGGUGUGCUACAGCACUUGGUCCACCUUGGUUGUGCUACAGCACUGGGUCCGCCUUUGGUGUGCUACAGCAUUGGGUCCGCUUUGGGUGUGCUACAGCACUGGGUCCGCUUUGGGUGUGCUACAGCACUGGGUCCGCCUUGGGUGUGCUACAUCAUUGAGUCCUUCUUGGAUGGGCUACAGCAAUGAGUCCACCUUGGAGAAAUUAAUCUCUUAUUUAAGUAAAACAGUACACAACAAAACACGAUGCAAUAUGUUAAAUACAAUGACAAAAGAAUACGAUACUCAAAUCAGGGCUUAUUACAAUUAAUACAUUUUAUUAUGUUUCUUUUAAAUUACGAAAUGAAAAAGAAAUAAAAUUAGAGCUAUUGACUUACAGAGUAAUGAUUGGCUUGUACCGGCACAAUUUUAAAGGAGAUACACUGUUACAAAAAUGUACAAUGAUGAAAAGGAAUCUAAACAACAAACAGUAAAAAAAUCUCUGUCUCGUAUAGCAAAACAAUAGAACAUGCUUAAAAUAACUCACGUCCCCUCUGCCACUCAAUCUCUCGGCUUUGUAUAGCCUGUUUCAUAGAUACUUCUGGAAGAACUACGCAUUAUAAUCGCUUCUCAAUUUUUCAACAUAAUUCUUCAAAACUCUAAUAAUAAACAGACCAUUGAGUUUAGUUGGUAGUAACCGAGGUCAAAGGGAGACUAUAUAUUAGUAAGCCACGUCCUAAUAAUAGUGCAAACGAAUGGGGGUCAGCUUAUGUUCAUUGACCAGGAAAGAUGAAUGAAAGUAAACGGGAUGCCUAUAACAGGUGUGCUGCAGCACUGAGUCCGCCUUGGUUGUGCUAAGGCCAUAGCGUAAAGAUUUUUUACCCUCCCUCCGGAGUUAUUUUGACUAGAUGCCUUCUUAAGCAGACGAUACAAUUCAAUGAAAGACAGAUAUAUUUACAAUUUUAAAAAUAACUUUUCUAUUUGAGAAUAUAUAUAAUGUCCAUGUAGGUAAAUAUCGGUCAAUGUUUAGAAAAUAAGAUGCCAAAAUCAGGUGACUGGGAUAUCGACUUUAGAAAGGACCUUGAUAUUGAAUUAAACGAUAAAAGCCAUGUACUUGACAAUUUGAUUUUAUAUUAUCGGCUUCGCACACGUUGCUUCUUGUGGUGACGGGGCUGCUAAUAUUCUCUGUACUUGAUCACAAUUAAGGCCCGUGAACCUUUGCAAAAAAAUCCGUGAAAAUGCGUUUUUCUUUUAAUUCAAUGUCUUCCACAGCUAAGGUAAAUGUCACCUUCGUUCAGGACGAUGGGGGAAGCUUAAUGACUUGCGAUAUCUCCUUCCAAACGGGAGACAUCACACCAUACUCACUGCAAGUGUGUAAAUUCAGUAAUAUCUCACAGCGUGACGAACCCAUCGUUCUUCUCUCUGUUCUCAAAGAAAACGACAUAAAAAUUGACCCAGUACAGGUACGUAUUUUUAUACCUUUAUUAGCGAGUACCCGCCAUGUAAUUAAUCAGUAAUUACAGCCAGAGAUUGAAAUGUACACUUCAAAUACACAAGGAUAUAGCAUCCGUAUUAAUCACGAAGCGGCCACAUGUUACCAGGGAAAUGACUAAGAAAUUGCUUCACUAUCUCACAGUUGGUCUCGAUUCAAAUCGAGUGGUCAGACUGGGCCUCCCUGAGAUAAGACACAAGUAUUGGUUAAAUUUUCAACUUUACUUGUAUAAAAUAGGAUGAAAUUUGUUUAAAAUAUUUCCAUUUAAAUUUUCACUACUCACUUUAGUACAGCAAGGGGAUCAGCUUGCAGCCCUACUGAUACUUUCAUAUGUAUAUGGUGAUUUUGAUCAUGUCAUAUAUUUCCGUUACCAUGUAAAUGCAGUAAUAUCCACAGGUGUGCUACCAGUCAAGCCACAACCGGUUCAGUCAGUACUAAUCGGUUAUAGAAAAAAUGUCUAUGUAUUUUGUAUACUUCUAGAUAAUUUUGACAUUUUUAACAACCGGUUGUGCCAGACGGGCUUCAGCACACAGCUAGUAAGAUGAGUUUUAGGUAAUAUAAAAUGAGCCUGCAUUGAUUUCUUUAGUUUUAUGUAAAAUGGGUCUAGAUUUAUUUCUUUAAUUUUAAACAUAAUGGGUCAGGAUUGCAAGGGGUGUAGAGGGGGGGGGGGGGGGGGGGGGGGGGGGGGGGGGGGGGUCCAACCCGGGCAACACUUUUUUCUAUGUUUAGGGGACCUCAUUUUUUGACCAAUUAUAUGGCAAAAAUCUGGGCCCGCCCCCCCAACCCCCCCCCCCGUUCGGCAAUAACCUUAGCUACGCCACUGUUGGUAUUGUUUCUUUAGUUUUAUGGGUAGGGAUUAAAUUUAUUAUGAGAGGGUAGUCUCCUCUUCCUUUGAUUUUAGUCUCCCGUUUUUCUAAGAUUGUUGUAUCCCUUUCUAUAGGGGGGCGUAGCUUUUCUAUAGAGGGGCGUAGCUUUUCUAUAGGGGCGUGGCUUUUCUUUAUUUAUUUUAUCAAGUUCACCACGGUGUGUUAUUUAAAGUCUGUUGGUGAGUCCUUGGGAUUUCUGUCAUUCCUGUGCAAAAUCCAAACCCAAAAGGCUAGUGGUUGUGUUACCUUCUUAUACUCUAGCACUUCCUUAACGAGCUCUGACUAAAAUACCUACACGCUGCUCGUAUUCGCACACAGCCACCAAUCAUUGAACACAAUGAACACAAUGAGCCAUACGAAAAAAAAAAUGUAAGGUCAUAUAAUUUCAAACCUGCACGGACAGUCCCUUCGAACGUUUAAGAAAGGUCAUUCUUAGAGUAGGUUUUUGUUCCAUUUUUUAAGCGAUGACAUAUAUAGGAAUUUAAGAAUUUGCAAGAAUUACCCUGAGGUAAUUGAGAUGAAUUUUGCAGGGAGAAUGUUUCAAUGCAAGCGAUUCAUAUCACUGAUUAUCCAGGUGUCGUCAAAUUAUUGCUUGGGUCCUUGAUUCGUCCCACUGGCAGCUAACAAAGUACUUAGCUAGCGGUAAAAUACAAAUGACAUGGAACAAGACAUUGAUAAUCUCAUUAACCUCACUUCCCCUAUAAACACUAAAAAUAAAUAAGAGAUGUGCACUUUGAAUAGAAAUUAAUAAAUAAAUAAAAAUAAAUAAGAUAUAUGAACUGUGAAUAGAAAUAAUAUAUAUAUAUAUACUGUGCAUAGAAAAAAGAUGUGUGCACUGUGCAUAGAAAUAAGAUAUGUGCACUCUGCAUAGAAAUAAGAUAUUUGCACUGUGCAUAGAAAUAAGAUGUGUGCACUGUGAAUAGAAAUAAGAUAUGUGCACUGUGCAUAGAAAUAAGAUAUGUGCACAGUGCAUAAUAUUCAUUCUUACUAAUAGUCCGUCCCCGAUAGUCUCUGAGGACACUGAUCCGGUUCCUUGGUUGAAAAAUUAAAGGACUUGGUGAUUGAGCAAAAAUAUCUGCUUUAUUAUCAUGUUAGUAUCUGAUAUCUGUUAAUUUUUCACAAAAUGAAUAUUUUGUGAGUCUUUACAUAAAAUGUACACAGUUACUGUUGUGGUUAUUUAAAAUCCAUAUGUAGCCAUCAAACAAUUAUUGUAGCAUGCUGCAGUAGCCAUCAAACAAUUAUUGUAGCAUGCUGCAAUAGCCAUCGAACAAUUAUUGUAGCAUGCUGCAAUAGCCAUCGAACAAUUAUUGUAGCAUGCUGCAGUAGCCAUCAAACAAUUAUUGUAGCAUGCUGCAAUAGCCAUCAAACAAUUAUUGUAGCAUGCUGCAAUAGCCAUCAAACAAUUAUUGUAACAUGCUGAAGUAGCCAUGAAACAAUUAUUGUAGCAUGCUGCAGUAGCCAUCAAACAAUUAAGUGUAGCAUGAUGCAAUAGCCAUCAAACAAUUAUUGUAUCAUGCUGAAGUAGCCAUCAAACAAUUAUUGUAGCAUGCUGCAGUAGCCAUCAAACAAUUAAGUGUAGCAUGAUGCAAUAGCCAUCAAACAAUUAAGUGUAGCAUGCUGCAGUAGCCAUCACACAAUUAUUGUAGCAUGCUGCAGUAGCCAUAAAAUAAUUAUUGUAGCAUGCUGCAGUAGCCAUCAAACAAUUAUUGUAGCAUACUGCAGUAGCCAUCAAACAAUUAAGUGUAGCAUGCUGCAGUAGCCAUUAAAUAAUUAAGUGUAGCAUGCUGCAGUAGCCAUCAAACAAUUAAGUGUAGUUGCUGCACGUAAAUCAACUACCCUCAGAAUCAUUGCAAAACAACAAAUGUAUCUAACUCUUAUUUUUCAAAUACCGUCAUUCCAAACAACAAUGCUGUAAGAUUGAUUUGAAACAUCCAUUUUUAAAUUUAAAAAAAAAUAAUAAUUCAGUCCAAUUUAAUUAUAACAGCAGCGCCCUUCUAAAUUAGCUGACUUUCUCAGUGGUCAUUCCCAUCCACUUUGAGAACCUAUGGAAUAGAACAAACAAAAAUCCCCAAAAAUAUUAUUUUGAAAAUGUACUUUUGAAGGGACAAUUAUUUUCAGGAUUCGUAUCGAGACUUUCAAUCUUACCACAACAUCUGGCCAUCCAAG
Molecule: messenger RNA, 6158 nt
Organism: Lymnaea stagnalis (great pond snail)
Lineage: Eukaryota; Metazoa; Mollusca; Gastropoda; Lymnaeidae
Source: the annotation of a GenBank genome assembly